AUGUUCUCCGUUCUACCGACAGUGGCUGCCGCGCCGACGGAGGCGACCCUGCGCUCGCUUGCCGGCUUUGCCAAGUCCGUUGCGGAUGCUUUGCGUCCGUUCUUGGAGGUAUCAUCCUCACCCGCAGCCCCGGUGAUGCCACCGUGCACGAUUAAGAAGGUAGUGUCCUGCAAAACGGUCUACUCCGCCUUGCUCCGUAGUGAUGGCGUGCUGCUACUUCUCUCAAAUCCUGCUGCCAACGGAGCUGCCAGCGGCGCACACGUCUCUGUGCUGGAGAGUGGCGGUGAGGUUGUUGUUGAUGUUGCAGCGGGGGCGUCGCAUAUUGUGUACUGCACUGCCUCCGGCGCUGCUUACAGCUGUGGCUACGACAACACGUACGGGCAGCUUGGGGACGGCUCUGUGUGGUCGUCCGACGAUGCCUCUGACGGCCCUGUUGAGAAGCAGAACAUUGACGGCGUGAGGGCACCAGUGCUGAGCGCACCCAGGCGGAUUGACAGAUUCGGAGAGGAUGCGCUGGGGGACAGCGCGCACGGCAAUCGCUGUAGCAGCGAGGACAAAGAUGCGUCGCUGGGAAGUAUGGUGAAUUGCCGAGUGGCUAUCGACUUGGCGCCCCUACCGUUAUCCCUCGCUUCCUGCACCCGAUCACCGGCUGCGACUGCAAAGGGCACGUCGGCUGGCGUCGUGGGUGCUUCGUGGCGGCGCGUCCCGCUUCCAGCUGACCGAUGCAUUGCACAGGUUGCGUGCGGGGCCCACCACACGCUGCUGCUCACCCAAUCUGGUCGCUGCGUGUACGCGUGUGGCACAGGCGAGCAUGGGCAGCUUGGUGGAUUGCGUCCGGUGCUUGUGCAGCCCACCUUUCGCGCUAUUCCACUGCUGUUUGGGAUGCAUAUGGCGCAGGUGGCUGCCGCAGAUGCCCAUAGCUUUGUGCUGCUUCGCAAUGGGUUACUUUACGCCUUUGGGGACAACACGUGUGGUCAGUUGGGUGUGGGACACACGAAGCGUAUCAACCGUCCCACCUCGGUUCCACUGAUUCACAGAGAAGGGCAGGAGGCAUCUGGGGCGCACGACCACACCACAGCGACCACGAAGGGUCGCCGACAGCUAGACGCGAAGGCCUACGCGACGUUACGGGCGCCCUACGCCUCUACGGAGAGCACCUACUACCCCUUGCGAGUACCACGUCUGCAAGCCGAUCCGAAUCCUCGUGUCCUAACCGGCGACAAGGACCGUGACAACGGUGCAGCCUUCGCCGAAGCAACCAAGCACAGUGACCAGUACCAUGAGUUCGAGGUGGCAGGCUUAAGCGUUAGGGUAGUGCGUGUCUAUUGCUGUGUCUCGUGGACGCUACUGGAGACGACGAACCCUGGCGUGUGGCUUUCGUGCGGAACCCCACUGACGCGUGGCGUGAAUCAGACUGAUGUGGUCACGGCGACCGCGCGCAUAGAUGGGUGCGGGAUGCUGGGUCGACCGCUUCUGCGCAACAAAGUCGAAGCCUAUGUCUUUCAACCUGUUCACUGGACUGAGGCCCUGCUCAAGAUGCGGCCGCACGUUGACACAGCCACUGCUGCCUUCGCCGCACCACUGGGAUCGGUGCGAACUGAGCCUCAGUUUUUCACUGCCGGCCCCUUCGACAGCACUGAGGAGGGCACUUCUGAUUCGCUGCAGCUCCCGGUCAUACAGGCAAACCGCUGCCCACCGUUUUCCACCUCAGAUGAAGGAAACUCUUCUCCGUGCAUCCCCGUAGUCACCACUGCAGCGGCUGCGGGGUGUUGUAGCACCGUCGACAGUCGACUGAGCCACACCGUGCCGAGUUUGUGUCGCCCGACCAAGGAUAUAGAAAAGGGAAUCUUGCGCGUCAGCGACACUAUUGUCAGUGCAUACCCAACAUCGUUGCUCAUGGCUCUCUUGAACGCUAAUGCCGGAGACGUAGCUCGUGAUGGUAUUGUCACUAGCAUGCUCAUCCAGAGCGGGAGCCCAGCAGUUGCGGCGUUGGAGGUGCGGACGGACAAUUUCUCUGGUGUGCGCACGGUGAUGGGAAGUCCUGCCCCUGCUAGCCUGGGUGGGCCGCUGUCUGCGGGGUCAAGCGGGACCUCCGUGUUGCAUGUGCGCUCCACUCAUGGAGUUGUCAUACCACUGCCCUCCUAUGUCCUUGUGAUGUAG
Messenger RNA from Leishmania braziliensis MHOM/BR/75/M2904, 2160 nucleotides. Its product is annotated as cyclin-e binding protein 1-like protein. The record is from RefSeq and is a predicted model, not a curated record. Bases 1 to 2160 code for a protein of 719 amino acids. The transcript has a single exon. Lineage: Eukaryota; Euglenozoa; Kinetoplastea; Trypanosomatida; Trypanosomatidae.